Rubroshorea leprosula is the source of this 1067-nucleotide messenger RNA. NCBI's taxonomy places the organism in Eukaryota, Viridiplantae, Streptophyta, Magnoliopsida, Malvales, Dipterocarpaceae. The record is from the annotation of a GenBank genome assembly.
AUAUAUUUUAUUUCCUAAUUUUCAAAUCUCAAUCUCACCUAAAUCCCUAAUAAAUAGCUAAUUCUAUCUAAUUGGCUACUUCUCUCGGCUCACUAUCUUCAAGAAGCCAAAAAAAUCCUGAACUCCCAAUGUCCAACCCUGCCACUCAUCUCAGUGAUCUCAUGACCUUUCCUGUUCUUCCUCUAAUAUUUUCAAAAACUCUAACUCUUCCAACUCUCCUCAGAUUCUCCAACUUGCAACCUCCAUAGUCCAUACAGCAUUUCAACCUCCGACUCGGCAACUCCACCAUUUCUCAAAUCUUACCGUCACUCGCAUCGACUCCAACCUCUUCUUCCUUUCUCCUUCGAGUCUGACAAGUUACAAUACUCUCUUCGACACUAAAUUCUCUCUAAAGCCUUCGAGGUAACCAUGGGUGGUUUUUGGUGGCAUGUUCUUGUUUUACACGGUUGUUUUCUUCUCUUUACUUCCUCAAUUCUACUUUUUCUAUUUUAAUUUUUGCAUGCUUUGGUGGCCAUAGAUGAAAAGGAAGAGAAGCAAUGGAGAUGGUCAAUUUGAAAAGCUAUCUGCAAUUGCACAACUAGAAUCAAAAUCAGACUCAGACCCUUUCAUUGUGGAUGUUGAUAAAGGCAACGAUAAGGAAUAUGCAAGCAAUGUUGGCUCUUGCUUUGUACUUGGGAAAGAGGUCGAGGUUGAGGUGCAAGCAAAAUCUAAGGCCCGAGGCCUAUUGCAUGGGCUUCUACCUCUACUGUUUGGGAACAUUUCAUCCUUAUGCCUGCUUCAAAGAAUAAGGAUGGAGUGAGAAAAGUUUUUGGUAUCUUUUUCUGCUAAUUUUUUCUGCAAUUUUGGUGGUAUAAAAUUAUAUUUCUACCAUUUUAUGGUUUGGUGGCUGGUUUUGGUGAUUGCUACUCAUUGUCUCCUGCAUUUUUGUUGCCAUGUUUCUGCAUGUUUCUGCAGUUUUUGGUACAUAUUUUUGCGCGCUCAUUUUUGCUACCAUUUUUGCGAUAUAAAACUAUAUUUCUGCUAUUUUCUAGUUUGGUGGCUGAUUUUAAUAACUAUUGCUCAUUGUU